GGCUGGGAGUUUGACAGAGAGAGACUGCGAGCUGGAAGCUCUGUCCAGUGGGAGGGAUAGAGAGAGGCAACGCUGAGCGGCGCGGUUCGCUGUGAUUUUCCCACCUUGGUGUACACCAGCUUGAAUAAAAGUAACGCAGCAACGGAGGACCUUUCUGACGGACAAAUCUCGUCCUUAAAGAUGGCAAAUCUGAUAAACGCUCCGAUUUUCUUUUAAGGGGAAUGAAAUCGUAACACACCAGCGAUAUAACGCGUUCUACAAACAGAGAGCACAGCAGUCGUGGAGAGACACAGGGAGGAUGGGCUCUGUUGGAGCUGAGAGGCGGAAGGGGGGCACGCCUGCCUUGACUCCAGAGGGGAACGUGGUGAUGAGUUUCAGCUUCGAGAGCUACCAGCUGGAGGAGGAGGACUGCAUGGCCAAAGACAUCCCUGACAAGGGGGUCCUCACCUUCACUGAACCUGCGUUUGAAGACCCUGAGCCGGAGGACAGGUAUCACGGGAUCUACUUUGCAAUGCUUCUCGCCGGGGUGGGGUUCCUGCUCCCAUAUAAUAGCUUUAUUACUGAAGUAGACUACUUGCAUCAUAAAUUCCAAGGAACUUCUAUCGUAUUUGAUAUGAGUCUCACUUAUAUCGUGGUGGCCCUGGUGGCUGUGAUACUGAACAAUGCCUUGGUGGAGAUGCUAAGCCUGCACACCAGAAUAACUGUAGGUUAUCUCUUUGCCCUCGGGCCCCUCCUGUUCGUGAGUUACUUUGACAUUUGGCUGGAGAAGUUCACGGUGAAGCAGGCUUACGCAGUUAACCUGGUGGCGGUGGGCGUGGUGGCUUUUGGAUGCACAGUUCAGCAAUCCAGUUUCUAUGGCUACACAGGGAUGCUGCCCAAGCGUUACACACAAGGCGUGAUGACUGGCGAGAGCACUGCCGGGGUGAUUAUAUCCCUGAGCCGCAUCUUCACGAAGCUGCUGAUCUCCGACGAGAAGAUGAACACCAUGACCUUCUUCUGCAUCUCAAUCUCUAUGGAACUCUUGUGCUUCAUACUCCACCUGCUGGUGAGGAGGACCCAUUUCGUGGACUACUACACCAGUCGCUCUAAACAAGGGAUCGCAGAGGUCAGGGGUCACACAGACCCAGGGACAGGCUACCGAGUCCACCAUGACGUCAUUACAGAGGAAGUAAGAUUUAACGGUCCGGUGGGAAUCUCGCCCUCCGAAGUUGGAACGGAGGUGGAUCUGGCUGGCGGUGGCUCGUACGUGAGAUUCGAUGUUCCCAAGCUGAAAAUAAAGAGGAGCUGGCCUUGUUUCAGGGACAUGGUCCUGCACCGUUACAUUGUAUCCCGUGUUAUUUGGGCCUACAUGCUCUCCAUAGGUGUAAUCUACUUCAUCACACUCUGCCUGUUUCCUGGCCUUGAAUCCGAGAUCCGGAACGACACUCUGGGGGAGUGGCUGCCCAUCCUGAUCAUGGCCAUUUUCAACAUGUCCGACUUUGUCGGCAAGAUCCUUGCAGCUUUGCCCUACGACUGGAACGGGACCCGUCUGCUCCUGUGCUCCUGUGUGAGAGUGGUCUUCAUCCCCCUCUUCAUCAUGUGCGUGUACCCCAACGAGAAGCCAGCCCUCAGCCACCCGGCCUGGCCCUGCAUCUUCUCUCUCCUCAUGGGCAUCAGCAAUGGAUACUUUGGGAGUGUGCCUAUGAUCCUGGCAGCUGGGAAGGUCAGCCCAGAGCAGCGAGAGCUGGCAGGCAAUACCAUGACGGUCUCCUACAUGACUGGUCUGAUGCUGGGAUCUGCCGUUGCCUAUGCUGCCUACAGCCUCGCCAGCACCGCGAACGGCAGCUGCUUUCACACUGAAACCAUCAAUGGCUCUUUCACAUCAGGAUACUGAGUGUGCAGAACAUCCCUACCCUGAGAACAUCAGCCGUUACGUUAACAUUGAGGGCGACCGCAGUGUGUUAAGAAGUACAAAGGCCAGUGUAGAUAAUAUUAAACGCAACUCAGUCCCACGGGAGAUUGCUGCCAUUGCCUGGCCUUGUUGUUAUGCGCUAUGGUGCGUGGUGAUGUCAUUCUCCAUUUCAUGUUGCCUGGAAACCAGGAUGUCACUAUUUGUGUAUUGUGUGUGUGUGCAUAGUGACAUUACCUCUUACAAUGUUGCAUCAUGCUGCCUUGCUAUUUUGAUUUCAAGUUUUGGAUAACAGUCAGAGUUUUGCUGAUAACUCAGCAAUCACGAAAGCUAGCUGUGUACUCUAGGAAUAAGCAACAGAAUUUGAGAUUGAUUAAAAUGGAAAAUUAAUCGUUUUUUAACACCAGCAACCAUUUUGCUUCUGCAGACUCCAAAUCUGCAGCAAACCUGAAUUAAAACAAAUGGGCAAAAAUAAAUCCUCACAAAUCCCUACGCCAAUGUGAAAUUGAAUAUUGUGGUUUUCCUGAUUUGAGACGUAAUGAAAAUGAUUACACCCAUUUGGCAUGCAAUUUACGAGGGGAAGGCAUGGAUAAAAAAAAAAAAAAAAAAAACUUGUAACAGGAGGUCCCCGGUUCAAAUCCCAGCUCAGUCACUGACUCACUGUGUGUUACCCUGUGCAAGUCGCUUAACCUACUUGUGCUUUGUUUUUCAGGUUGUUAUAAGUGGUUCUGCAGCUGAUGCAUAGUUCACACACCCCUAGUCUUUAAGUUGUCUUGGAUAAAGGCAUCUGCUAAAUAAUAAUAUAGACCAGGCUUUAAAAAGGGGGAGGGAAAAGGUUGAACAGAAUAAGACUGGUGUAUUAGCCAAGUGAACAGUAUGGUAGAUUUUCAGAUUGGAUACUGUACAGUAUCAGAUUGGAUACUUUCAAGGCUGGCCCGCAGUGAGUGGAAAUAUUGAAACCAGCAGCAGUUUAACAUCCCAUGAAAGUAAAGAUCUUGUGGAAUGAGCUUCAGAAUUAGAAACUGAGCCACCAUCCUUGUUUGUGAUAUUUUAUUCCCCUUUCAAAAGCGCUAGCACACUACGGCGCUCUCCAUGCCUGUCUUCAACUUUCCGUUUAGCUGUCAGUCUUGUGAUGUUUUUAUAACGCUUGGAUUGUGCGGGCUGAAAUGACCGUGUCCACGGUUCACUGUAAAAUGUGGAAUUAACAUCAAACUUCAUGAAAGUAAGAACGCUGUAGGUCUUUCUAAUACCACUCAGCUGCUUUGAAUACUCUCCGAACCUUAAUAACAUCAGUACUAGGUUAAACAGAUUCAUUCUGCAAGGUUCAUUACAGUAAAUUGAUGUGUGACGGAGUGGGCUUACCAAUUUAUAUAAAAUGUUGCGUUCUAAAAGAAUUAGUGUAAUUACAUUGAGCUCAGCCGGUACUUGAGUUAAAUAGGGUGUUGCUCUCAUCAGAGCUCUUUCCUGAGAGAUUGGACUGAGAUUUAUAAAUCUGUGCAUGGCAAAGGCAUUCCUAGACCCCAUUGCACUAAUCAAAGAGCUGGAUUCAUGCAGGGUCCCUCAAGUUGCAAAUUAGCAUGCCCUGAAGAUGAUUCAUGCCAUCCUCUCUGCUUGCCCCCCAAUAGUCUGUCAUGGUAGAUUUGCACUACCAUGCUUGUAUCCUAUGCUUAUACUGUGCAUUAAAGUCUGUUUUAUGCGGUGUUUUAACUAUGCUCACUACCUCACUGUGAUUACACAUGCUUUUGCUGUGCUUUACAACUCUUAUGCUACAGUACACUUUUAUCAGUUAAAAAUGGUAAAAACACAUUUUUUUCAUUCAUUCUGGUUGUGGCCACUAGUUAUGGAAUGGCAUAUGUAACCCACAAGCCUAUAGAUAGGUGAAGUUCUACAGUAAAGCAGUAACAGUUAAGCCAGACACUGUUUUAUUUUAAAUGUAUUAAUUACAGUAAUAUAAUCCACAUCUUAUUUUAGGGGGGUAGUUUUUAAUAUUUUCUUUUUGUCCUGUGGCUUGCUCAUGACAGAUGAACUGGAAAUGUAAAUACAAACCCUAAUAUUUUCCUUCUGCCAAACUAUACUUUUCAAGUGCCAGUCUGUAACAUGGGGGGAAAAAAAAACACAGUAACUUACCGAGGUGAGUUUUGCUGAUUGGCAAAUGAGUGAUGAGCGGUUGAUAGGUUAGCACUGGGCAAACACAGGCAUCCGUGUUUGUUAAAUACCUUCCUGUUUAAAUAAGCACAGUAUAUUUACUUUAGAACGUAUUCCUGGUUAAAAAAUGAACCCACAUUCAGAAGAGCCUGGUCAUUUUGAUUUGUAUUCACGGGUCAUCUUGUCCUGUAUGUGCUGCCUUGUUUUGUCAGCUUUAUUUUGCCGUGGUUUAUUUAUUUAUUUGUUUGUUUGCUAAAUGAAAUGAAAUGGUUUUGUAUUGCUUGUACAGGCACAUCUGUAAAGGCGUCUUGGGAGUGUUUAAGUCUGUUUUUGUUAUUUAAGGGCAACACACACACACACACACUGACACACACACACAAACACAC
Molecule: messenger RNA, 4419 nt
Organism: Polyodon spathula (Mississippi paddlefish)
Lineage: Eukaryota; Metazoa; Chordata; Actinopteri; Acipenseriformes; Polyodontidae
Gene: slc29a4b
Product: asolute carrier family 29 member 4b
Exons: 11
Coding region: 299-1873 (524 amino acids)
Biological process (GO): nucleoside transmembrane transport
Cellular component (GO): plasma membrane
Molecular function (GO): monoamine transmembrane transporter activity; nucleoside transmembrane transporter activity
Source: RefSeq, a predicted model, not a curated record